AUGGCCCCAUCCUUCUUCUCCUCUGUUGGCUUCUGUGUAAUUGGAUCUAUCACCUUAGCCCUUGCCCUACCUCCAACUGAGCCACCGCUCAUCAAUAACCAUCCCUUUGUGGCUAUAUGGAACGCGCCAGUCGAGCACUGUAAACGUCUUCACAUCCCGUUGGACACUGCAGCCUUCCAGUCAGUGACGACACCCGCAGCUGUGCCAGGCCAGUUUCUCACCACCUUCUAUGAGGACCGCCUUGGCCUUUACCCUAGAGCUGAUUCUGUCAAGCAUAAGCUCUACAGCGGUGGGGUCCCCCAAAAUGGCAACCUGACAGAGCACCUGGCCAGAGCCCAAAAACAAAUAGAUCACUACAUCUCCCAGGAUUCUUCUCCUGGGCUGGCUGUCAUUGACUGGGAAUCCUGGCGCCCCCUGUGGGACCAGAACUGGGGUUCAAAACGCAUUUAUCAGAAAUUAUCCAUCAGUCGUACCCUGCAGAUGCUCCCGUUCUUAUCAUUAAAGCAAAUUCUUAAACUGGCAAAGAAACAGUUCCAGCGGGCUGGACGUCACUUCAUGGAAAAAACCAUUAGCCUUGGUACUGGUGAGCGUCCAAACCACCGAUGGGGCUUCUACCUGUUUCCUGAUUGCUACAACUAUGGAUGGAACAAGCUUGGCUACACGGGAGAGUGCUCCCACAAGACCCACAAGCAGAACAACCAGAUGCUUUGGUUGUGGGAACGCAGCACAGCUCUCUUCCCAUCAGUCUACCUUCACCAGAAUCUGAGGAACUCUCCCCGGGCUGCGCUCUUUGUUCGUAACCGUGUUCUUGAGGCUCUGAGGGUGGCAGCAUUGCCUAAACGUCCUUACGUUAUGCCAGUCUAUGUCUAUUGCAGGCCACUGUACCGGGAUCAGACCAAAAAGUUUCAGACCAGGAGAGAUCUAAUCAGCACGAUCGGAGAGUCUGCAGCACUUGGAGCUUCUGGGGUCAUAAUAUGGGGAGGUUCCAGAGACUACAACAACAAGGCGUCCUGUGAUGCUCUGUCCAAGUACCUGAGAUCCACAUUGAACCCUUACAUUGCUAAUGUGACUGCAGCUGCCAAGCUCUGCAGCGAAGUCUUGUGUCAGGGGAAGGGCCGCUGUGUCCGGAAGAGCAACAACUCUCGCCACUACCUGCACCUAAACCCCACCCAUUUCCACAUCAUACGAGCUGAUAGGAAGUAUGCGGCUAUUGGCCUCCCUUCUGCUGAUGACCUCAGUGCCUGGGCUGAAAACUUUACCUGUCAGUGCUAUGCACGGCGGAACUGUUCUCCCAAACUAGUACACCCAACCACCAUGAAACUCAUUUGGAUUUAA
Molecule: messenger RNA, 1335 nt
Organism: Neolamprologus brichardi
Lineage: Eukaryota; Metazoa; Chordata; Actinopteri; Cichliformes; Cichlidae
Product: hyaluronidase-like
Biological process (GO): hyaluronan catabolic process; carbohydrate metabolic process
Cellular component (GO): acrosomal vesicle
Molecular function (GO): hyalurononglucosaminidase activity
Source: RefSeq, a predicted model, not a curated record